AUGAAUAUUAAAUAAUUAGCUACAAAUUUCGAUGUUCUAUAUCGAAGGGUAAAUGACAGAAGCAGGGUAACAGAAGUGAUGUUGGGCCAGCUUUUUGAAAGAUCAGAAGCCGAAGAGAAGUAUCACAAAGCAUUAGAGAAAAUAAGUGGAUAAAUGCAAAAUGGAGGAGGAGACAUUGACGAUUUGAUCAGAGGAGUCAAAAUAGAUCUGAAUCAAAGGGCCCAGUACUAUAAGCAAUUCAAUUAAUCGUACAAGCAUGAUGUAGAGUAAGCCAUCAAUGAGCUUAGAUAAAUCCAAAGUCAAUUCAAACCACUCAUCCAAGAUGUAUUAAAAAUGGAUAAAGAAAUCAAAAUAACCUGUGAUAAGUACGAUCGUCAGAAGGAUAAGACAGUCAGGGCAUCGAAGGAUUAUGAAGAAUCUGCAAUCACAUUAGAAGCGUUGUGUUGGAACAAAGAGUGCAAUAUGGAAUAGAGAACAAAAGCAUAGCACAGAUUAAAUUCUCAAUUGUAAUACAAAUAAGAGAAUGAAUCUGUGUUGAGAUAGGCAGCAUCAGUUUAUAAUCAAGCUGUUCAAUCAUAUUGCACUUCUUUGUAGAAUGGAAUUUAGUAACUGACUACAUCAUAUAAUCAGAUAUUUGCAAUUGCUAAAGAUAUUGUAAUGAAGAUCUUGGUUUAUGAGAUAUCCAAAACUAGAAAUCUAUAAUAUGAUAGUGAAUAGUUCUUUAAAUAGGCUGAGAUAUAUUUGGACCCUCAGAAUGAUCCAAUAGCUCCAGGUCCCUCAAGUUAGAUAGGAAUUUCUAAGGAGAAUUAUAACAAAGUUAAUUCUCAAUUAAAUUCUUCAUUUUUAAGGAAUAUUGCAGAUAAAAUCUCACUCAAUCAUAGAUUGAACAUUAAAAGAGAAACUACUUAAUCCUAGGCAUAAGUAGAAAAUCUGGAUUCUUUUGAUCUGUUCCUAGCCAAUCCUGAAUUCAUUGAUGAUUUAAAAAUAGUAACAAUUAAAUUGAUUGGAAAAGUCUACAAUAAAAGUAAACCAAAGAAUGCUGAUGAACAACCAGCUGGGGUUCAAUAAAUGGUAAAUAAAUAUAAAGAUUAAUAUGGCGAAUAAUAGUUAGUUAAUGUUUAUAGUUUCAUCAAAUAUGUGAUUUAAUAAACCUAAGAUCAAUAGAUCAAAGGGUGGAAGAAUAUACCUGAAUUACAAAAAAACAAUUUAGAUGAAAUUUUUGAGUAAAAGUUCUUUAGAGAAUUGGGCUGCAUUAUUCUUGAGUCAUUUCGACAGGCAGGUUGCUCCAAUUUAAGUUCUUAUGGAUUCAAAAAUAUGCACAUCUUCACUCAGAAACUAUUAGAGAUAUCAUAAAAGGAGGGAGAAUUAACUUUAGUCAAAAGAAUUAUCACUAUGAUUUCAACUAUAUACACAAUUGAUGAACAUGAGAAAAGAUUUUUCUUAUAGGAUAGCUUAAUAUCAAUGUAGAUUUGGAAAUAAAUUGAUUUAUGGGAAGGGCUAAUUUAUACAACAAUUGAGACGGAAAUAGACAAGUCAGCUACAACUAAAGAUACAGUUCAAUUUUAAAAUGAAUAGAUAUUGAAGGAUAAAAAUGUUAUUUAUAAUAAUUUAUUGACAUUAACCCUUGAUAUGAUCAAUUUUAAAGUAGAUAAAUAAGAGAUAAAGAAUGUACUAGUGAAGUAUGCAAGAGUAUUUUAGCUUUAUGAUCUAUAGACAUAGGAACUGAUUAAGUUUGCUGAAAAUGAUGGUAAAAUUGAACCAAAUCAAAAAGUAAGUUCUUUAUCAGUUUUGCAAUCAUUAUAUCAUUAACCAUAAACAAAUUUGAAUCAAUAAGGAAAUAUUAUAUAAACAAAAGUAGUUAUGUUUGAUAAAAAAAACCCAUUGUAAGCAAAUUCUAAUAUUCAUGCUUAAAAGACAAAUAACAAUUAAGUAAAUAUUGGUUCCGAAACUCUUUAAAAGGAAGUAAUUUAACCUCAAACUUAAGUUCAAUCAAACAUUCCAUAAUAUUAAACAUCCACUGUAUAAUAAUAACCAAUAACUAUAAUAACAACAUAAACUUAAUAAUAAUAAUAACAGUAGUAAUAAUAGCUAUAAUAAUAACAAUAAUAACAAUAAUAAUAACAAUAAUAAUAAUAAUAAAAGAUAUCAUAAAAUUCACCAACUUUAUAAUAAUUAUAGUCUACCUCUCCAUAAUAAUAGGAAUAAGAAUAGCCUAAAAUUAGAUAUAAUUAGCAUCCUUUAGAAGCACCAAAAGCUAAUUUCUUAAAAAAGUUGCCAUGA
Molecule: messenger RNA, 2280 nt
Organism: Paramecium tetraurelia
Lineage: Eukaryota; Ciliophora; Oligohymenophorea; Peniculida; Parameciidae
Exons: 5
Source: RefSeq, a predicted model, not a curated record